AGGAGAAACGGACCAAAAAUGGGGAACCCUUGGUAGACAGGAAUUACGGGUUCGUGAACAUGGCAGGUUUCGCGGGAAACAUCGGAUUCAAAAUCUCAUGCCACCUUCCCUCCCGCGUUUUUUCAAUUCCCCGGAUCAUUUGGAAGUCACAAAUUGUGUGCCUGAAGAGUAGAGACUUUAGUUCUUCCGUUCCUGUUAGGUACAUUUCUAGCAGGGUGAAAAUACCUGAAACUUCUCUGCCACUGAAAAGCCUAGGAUAUUGCAGCUGUCCUGAUGUUAAUGUGCUCAAGAUAAAUGGUGGAAAAGAUAUGUAUGCAACAAUUGCACAUUGUGAAGCUUCUCAAGAUCAAAAUGAAAUUUGCCCUGAUUUAUUAUUUGAUGACACUGAAGAAGGUUCUUUUGAUCAAGUGGAAGAUGUUGGAGAGUUGACAAUCGAUCAGGGAGGACACUCUGGUGACCAAGAUAUGAUUCCAAUUGAUAAAUUUACUAGUGAUGUUGAGGAGUCUGCUAUUAAAUUACUUGCAGCUAAGGCACUCACAACACUUGAGUUGAAAAAGAAAUUGCUUGGAAAGAGAUUCUCUCCUAAUGCAGUUGAGGCAGUGAUAAACAAGUUCCAGAGAAGAGGGUAUAUCAAUGAUAGGUUGUAUGCUGAAACAUUUUCCCAAGCUAGAUGGUCUUCGUCAAGUUGGGGGCCAUGGCGUAUCAAACAAGCACUGUUCAAGAAGGGAGUUAGUCAAGCUGAUGCUGAGAAGGCAGUUGAAUUGGUCUUCAAGGACAAUGAUUGUGCUGAAGAUAACAAGUCAGUCAUUGGCUUGUCAAAACAUUCCAUGGAUCAUCUUUAUGCGCAGGCCUCAAAGCAGUGGUUCAGAGGUCAGAAUGUACCCAAGGAGACAAGAAAAGCAAGAAUUGUUAGGUGGCUUCAGUAUCGUGGUUUUGACUGGAAUGUCAUUAACUUCAUAUUAAAGAAAUUAGACAAACAGGACCAGAAUUCUCCAUAGUGCACAAUUGGGAAAUCCAAUAUUCAUAUCAAGAAAAAUGCUAGCGGCACUAACUCUUAACACUUUCUUGUUAAUACCUUAUUAUUGGUUAAAAAUCACAAAUUUUAGUAGGUCCUACCACUAAAUCAGGAAAAAGACUCAUUAAAAAGAGAUGUGAAACCUACAAAAUUUGUGAUUUUCAAUAUUCACCAAUGAGAAAUAGUGUGUUGUUAACAUUUUUCUUCAUAUCAAUCUGGAAAACCAUUGGUGGGCUCCAUACAUGUUUCUUGAAAUGUAUAAUGUGUAAUGUGGUAGGGUUGUAGCCUCCUUUUGCUCUUAAUGCUGUUGCAAGAAAACUAGUAGUUCAUUUAUUUCUUCAAUUUGCUUAAGGUCAUGUGGCAUUUGAACACAUAAGGCUACACUUUGUCUGGGUACAUUGAAGCUACUUUUCUUUUUCUUGUUGAGGCUGAGAUAAAGGAGCAAGCACCACUAAGGAGGUGCUACGUGUGAGUCCACUGUGUCCAUUCUUGUAGAUAUGGCUCUAACAUGAUCCAGAAACAAUUGAUCUAUGCUUAUCUUAAAUGCUUGCUUACGCUAGAAAGAUUA
This is a messenger RNA of Cajanus cajan (pigeon pea), 1583 nucleotides long. Its product is annotated as regulatory protein RecX family protein. NCBI's taxonomy places the organism in Eukaryota, Viridiplantae, Streptophyta, Magnoliopsida, Fabales, Fabaceae. Gene Ontology annotation, biological process: regulation of DNA repair. The record is from RefSeq and is a predicted model, not a curated record.